Aureobasidium musti is the source of this 1122-nucleotide messenger RNA. Lineage: Eukaryota; Fungi; Ascomycota; Dothideomycetes; Dothideales; Saccotheciaceae. The record is from the annotation of a GenBank genome assembly.
AUGAUGGAAUCGCCAGAAAACACUUGUCGACUGGCCAAGGCCUUCAGGAGCCUGCGCGACGCCACACAACAGACGACCCGUCCUCGAACCUUGGCCCUGUCUACCUAUCCAACAUUACCAGAAACAAGCCUAGAGCGAAGAGAACAGUCUCUGUCAGCUGGUGCCGAAUCCAAGUCCGAAACAUUCCUCUAUCUCGCCUACGGUUCCAACUUGUGCAACGAAACCUUUCGAGGCAAGCGAGGAAUCAAGCCCUUGUCGCAAAUCAAUGUCCAGGUCCCGCAACUCCGCUUGACUUUCGAUCUACCUGGUAUAGCCUACUCGGAACCAUGCUUUGCAAACACUGCCCGCCGCGAUCCCUACAAGGAUGUACCGAGUCUAUCGGANAAGGAAGGGGCGCCUGUAUCCAAUGACUACCACAAGGAUAGAUGGCACAAAGGCUUAAUAGGCGUAGUCUACGAGGUCACAGCCACUGACUAUGCCCACAUUAUUGCGACUGAAGGAGGUGGUGCCUCGUACCAAGACAUCCUCAUCGACUGUUAUCCUUUCGAGAAUGCGGACCCAAGUCACCCCGUGCCCGUAUAUCCUACCACCAACCCUUUCAAGGCCCAUACCCUCUUCGCUCCUGCUGUUCCUCCUGGCUCUCAACCUCCAAAAGAGGGAGGAAGACUUCAGCGUCCCGACACCUCAUACGCACAAGCCUCUUCUCGCUACCUGAAGCUCAUCACCGACGGAGCCGCCGAGUGCAGACUACCAUACGAGUACCAGGACUAUUUGAGUAACAUUCGACCAUACACAAUUACCACCAACAAGCAGCAGUUGGGCCAGUUCAUCUUCCUCACUCUAUGGCUGCCUUUCAUUGUGCUCAUAUUCAGCCUUAACGCAAAAUACGCCGAUGAGCAUGGCCGCACACCGCCUUGGUUACGCAUCCUCUCAGAAUCCAUCUUUAGAGCUUGCUGGAGGACUUACGAUGGAUUCUUCAAGCCCACAUUUGGUGAUGGUGAGCGGACGACUCCUGCAGAAGAGGAGGAUGGCCAUCGACAGACGACGCCUGAUCAAGACCUGCUUCGACAAACCAAAAGCAAAACAUCGAUAGAUGAGGAGAAGUACUCCCCAGCUGUAUAA